Molecule: messenger RNA, 462 nt
Organism: Ostreococcus tauri
Lineage: Eukaryota; Viridiplantae; Chlorophyta; Mamiellophyceae; Mamiellales; Bathycoccaceae
Product: YCII-related
Exons: 1
Coding region: 1-462 (153 amino acids)
Source: RefSeq, a predicted model, not a curated record
AUGACUCUCGAAAUCUCCCAUCGGGUGUCACAGAACUCCAAGGGUCGUUCUCGCGGCACAAACAUGCGCACGUGCGCUCGCGCGAACGCCGUCGUCGAUCGUGCGCUCGCUCGUCGAUCGCGAAAGCACUGUCGAGUCGUAAAAUCGCGAUCGAGCGCCGUGGCGAUGAGUGCGGCACCGAGCAACUCGUAUUGGUUGUUAACCUUGAACUAUGUCGAAAACAUGGCUGAGCGACGCGGUCCGUAUCGCGAGGAGCACCUCGCGGGCGCGUCGGCGUCGCACGCGAAAGGAGAGUGCGUCAUGGCAGGUGCGCUGACGGAUCCGGUGGACACCGGGGUGUUCGUGUUCAAGAAUUGCGACGAGAGCGUCGUCAGGGCGUUCGCGGAGAACGAUGCGUACGUGAAGAACGGAUUGGUCACGUCGUGGAACGUUCGUCCGUGGACCGUGGUCGUCGGGAACUGA